Molecule: messenger RNA, 2373 nt
Organism: Heteronotia binoei (common prickly gecko)
Lineage: Eukaryota; Metazoa; Chordata; Lepidosauria; Squamata; Gekkonidae
Product: oocyte zinc finger protein XlCOF6-like
Exons: 10
Biological process (GO): regulation of transcription by RNA polymerase II
Cellular component (GO): nucleus
Molecular function (GO): DNA-binding transcription activator activity, RNA polymerase II-specific; RNA polymerase II cis-regulatory region sequence-specific DNA binding
Source: RefSeq, a predicted model, not a curated record
AUGUCAGAUGCAGAAGAGGCAGGGUACAUCGGUGAAAAGCUCUUUUCUGUGGUGAAGGUCAGUGAAUCAAAACUAUAUCCACGCCUGAACACAAUACUCAGGAUUGCUGCAGCACAGAUCUUGACUCCAGAGUCUGACGCAAUAACUCAAGAGAUGAGAGAACUUGAGGACUUCCCCGUGCAGAAGCCGUGCUGGUUUUCCCUGAGCAGGCUUUGUCCUUCCGUGUGUCUGACAAUUAAUUCUGACUUUGAUUACAGAUUUUUCCAAUAUGCCCGGGACAGGCAUUCGGAUGACCGGCCUAUGUGGGGACCAUCUGUGAAGAUGGAAGCGGAGGUCUCUGAGGAGGAAGGGUCUCCCUUGGAGGAAGAGCAGAAGACUCAGGCCCAGGAGCCUGCCCAAGACGGCCUCUCACACGGCAGUGAGGAGACGGAGGAGGUGGCUGUGUUUUUCACCGAGGCUGAGUGGGCCCUGCUGGAUCCAGACCAAAGAGAUCUCUACAGGGAAGUCAUGCUGGAGAACUAUGGGAAUGUGGCCAAAGCAGGGAUGUACAAGAGGCUGCAGUGCAGACAGACGAAGGGCUGGAGAGUCUCUCAAGAGGAUCUCAACACAACAGUCCCUUCCCAAGUGAGCUGGCUGCCACAGGAGAUGUUGAAGAGCCAGUUGGGGAAUUUCAUGGGUUCCCACUGGAAAAAGCAAAGACUGAACAAGCUGAAGGAAACUUCGAGAACAGAGAUGAACCACAGAGGCAGGAAGGAAAUUAGAACCCACACAGGGGACAAAUCUUUUGAAUGCUCAGAGUGUGGAAAGAGAUUCAGUCAGAGUGGAAAUCUUCAACAGCAUCAGAGAACCCACAGAGAAGAGAAACCAUUUGAAUGUUCAGAGUGUGGGAAGAGAUUCAGUGCAAAUGGCGAUCUUCGAAAGCAUAAGAGAACUCACACAGGGGAGAAACCUUUUGAAUGCUCAGAGUGUGGAAAGAGAUUCAGUGAUUAUUCCAGCUUUCACCAGCAUCAGAGAACCCACACUGGGGAGAAACCUUUUGAAUGCUCAGAGUGUGGAAAGAGAUUCAGUGCAAAUGGUGAUCUUCAACGGCAUAAGAGAAUCCACACAGGGGAGAAACUGUUUGUAUGCUCAGAGUGUGGAAAGAGAUUCAGUUGGAGUUCUAGUCUUCAGUAUCAUCAGAGAACCCACACAGGGGAGAAACAUUUUGAAUGCUCAGAGUGUGGAAAGAGAUUCAGUUGCAGUGGCACUCUUCAGCAGCAUCAGAGAACACACACCGGGGAAAAACCUUUUGAAUGCUUAGAGUGUGGAAAGAGAUUUAGUAGCAGUGGCAAUCUUCAAAGGCAUCAAAGAGCCCACACAGGGAAAAAGACUUUUGAAUGCUCAGAGUGUGGAAUGAGAUUCAGUGUGAGUUCCAGUCUUCAAAAGCAUCAGAGUACCCACACUGGGGAGAAACCUUUUGAAUGCUCAGAGUGUGGAAAGAGAUUCAGCUGGAGUUCCAGUCUUCAAAAGCAUCUAAGAACCCACACAGGGGAGAAACCAUUUGAAUGCUCAGAGUGUGGAAAGAAAUUCAGUGAGAGUUCCAGUCUUCAAAAGCAUAAGAGAAUCCACACAGGGGAGAAACCUUUUGAAUGCUCAGAGUGUGGAAAGAGAUUCAGUCAGAGUCCCUAUCUUCUACGGCAUAAGGGAACCCACACAGGGGAGAAACCAUUUGAAUGCUCAGAGUGUGGAAAGAGAUUCAGUGUAAAUGGCGAUCUUCAAAAGCAUAAGAGAACCCACACAGGGGAGAAACCAUUUGAAUGCUCAGAGUGUGGAAAGAGAUUUAGUGUGAAUUCCAGUCUUCAGUAUCAUCAAAGAACCCACAAAGGGGAGAAACCUUUUGAAUGCUCAGAGUGUGGAAAGAGCUAUAGUUUGAAUUCCAGUCUUCGGUAUCAUCAAGGAACCCACACGGAGAAAUCUUUUGAAUGCUCAGAGUGUGGAAAGAGAUUUAGUGUGAAUUCCAGUCUUCAGAAUCAUCAAAGAACCCAUACAGGAGAGAAACCUUUUGAAUGCUCAGAGUGUGGAAAGAGAUUCAGUCGGAGUUUCAGCCUUCAAAAUCAUCUAAGAACCCACACAGGAGAGAAACCAUUUGAAUGUUCAGAGUGUGGAAAGAGAUUCAGUCAGAGUGGAAAUCUUCACCAGCAUCAGAGAGCCCACACAGGAGAGAAACCAUUUGAAUGUUCAGAGUGUGGGAAAAGAUUUAGUCAAAGGAUUUAUCUUCAACGGCAUCAAAGAACCCACACAGGAGAGAAACCAUUUGAAUGCUUAGAGUGUGGAAAGAGAUUCAGUAAAAAUUCCAGUCUUCAUCAGCAUCAGAGAACCCACACUAGGGAGAAA